Messenger RNA from Manis pentadactyla (Chinese pangolin), 1519 nucleotides. RefSeq names its product coiled-coil domain containing 174 (gene CCDC174). Gene Ontology annotation, cellular component: nucleus. Lineage: Eukaryota; Metazoa; Chordata; Mammalia; Pholidota; Manidae. The transcript has 11 exons. The record is from RefSeq and is a predicted model, not a curated record. The coding region runs from base 115 to 1518 and encodes 467 amino acids.
GCAAAUUUAGCGUCGCUGACAUAACGACAUUUCCGGGUGCGCCGAUGGCCGGCCUUUGAGGCCUGCGGGGUCCGGGGAAGGGAGUCGUUUUCGCUGAGGCACCCUGUACCGACCAUGGACCGGAGGAAGAAGCCUUUGGACGUUACAGCCUCUUCGUUGGUAGACCUUAAGGCUGAGCUCUUCAGAAAACAAGAAGAAUUCAAGCAAGAAAAACUUCUAAAAGAUUCUGGAGUUUUGGGAAAACCAAAAACAACUAAUAAGAAACCAAGUAUCUGGAGCAAACAGAAUGCAGGAGUUUCCAAUCGAGCUGAGAAGGAUACUGAACAGAAGAUUGAGGAGCAGAAGACUUUAGACAAGGCGAGGGAGAAAUUGGAAGAAAAAGCCAAAUUAUAUGAAAAAAUGACUAAAGGAGACUUUAUAGAUGAAGAAGUGGAAGAUAUGUACCUUGUGGAUUUCACACAGAAGAUUAUAGACAAACACAAAGAAAUGGAGGUGUUUGGUGUGCACAAAGAUGCUGCAAAGUCAGGAGAAAGAGACGAUGAUGAAGAAAAUCUGUCUGAGAAAGAUAUACCUCCUCCUCAGGACCCCAGUGAGGAAUGGGUGGAUUAUGUGGAUUCUUUAGGGCGAUCCCGACGCUGUAUGAAAAAGGAUUUGCCAGAUCUGCUGGAAAUGGAUAAAAAUCUUCAGGGGAGACUUUUUGUUAGCCCUGCUAAUGAGAAAACCUUACUGUCUGAAGAUAUGAGGAAAGAACUUCAGCGCCAGCAGUGGGAGGAGGAAGAGCGAGAGGCCCUAAAAAGGCCAAUGGGGCCCAUACAUUACGAAGACAUUCGUGAAAAUGAGGCCCGGCAACUUGGUGUUGGAUACUUUGCCUUUGCCCGAGAUAAAGAACUGAGAAACAAGCAAAUGAAAACGUUAGAGAUGCUGCGUGAACAGACAACAGAUCAGAGAACAAAACGAGAAAACAUAAAAGAAAAACGAAAGGCUAUGUUAGAAGCAAGACUUGCUAAACUCCGACAAAAAAAGAUGAAAAAAUCAAAAGAAGAUGGCACAGAGGAAGAAAAUGGAGAAAUAGAUGGAGGUGUUAUUGGGCCUUUGCCUGCAGCACCAGAGGCCGAGCCGACUCUGCAUGCUGCUACCCAGAGUAGCAAAGUAGAAGUCAUCGUUCAGGAGAGGAAGGAUACCAGGCCUGGGGUGCCACACAUCCGAGAGUGGGACCGAGGAAAAGAAUUUUCCUUCGGAUAUUGGUCGAAGAGGCAGUCAGAUCUCCGGGCUGAGAGAGAUCCUGAAUUUGCCCCACCAUCGGAUUACUUUGUGGGUCCAAAGAGAACUGGUUCUAUCAGUAGCCAGCCGUGGAGCAGACCUGCACCUGCACAGAAUGCCCCAGGGCAGGGCUCCGGCCAGGAGGCUGGCUCUUCACAGGCAUCAGCCGCUCCUGCCCCCAGCAGCCCACCACAAGCCCCUCCGGUCACUUUCGAAACUCUGGAUGAUAUGAUAUCAUAUUAUAAACAAGUGACAUGAA